CAGAAGCACGGAAAGCACUGCAAAGUCUAUUGUGUUUCCUAAUGAAACAUUUAGUAAUAUCAGUACUUAAAGAUUAAUUUACAAGCCUCAUUUAUGUUCUUCACUGGGGCUACAUACUCCUUCGGCCGCGGCUGUUGCGCAUCCUUUUACAGGGAAAUUGUGAACUUUCAGGGUUGUUCAAAGGGCAGGGCUGCUGCUUCAGCCCGCUCUUGACUCGCUGGAUCGGGAGGAGUGACUGAUCGCGCAAGGUGAGCUUCGACAGGUGGAGAAACGCUUCAUUUAACUCGGCCGACUCUUCCUCGUACCACAAUAAGGAGGUCGACGGGAGUAACGAACACAGACUUCAAAACUAGUAAUAAGAGAAUACAUUAUAACACAACUGGGGGACGAACAGGCCACACCCCUUCAUCUCCAUGUGAUGACAUCACUGCCUGGUCCCUCCAGGCUCACGGCCCCGCCCAGCAGCGACUACUGUCAGCUAGGCAGAACCUAAGGAAGUAUGGCAGCCCAAGUAGAGAUGAAAUCAGGACAGGGGGAGACAGCAGGGGUCAGUAGUGGACAUCUGAGGAGGACUGCUGAGCCUCCCUCAGGCACCCAGGGGCACGUCACCCUCGGCCUGCAGGCCGGGAAACCUGCCACCUGCACCAAACCCCUCCUCACCCCUAAACCUUUCUCUCUGGAGAAGACCCUGUUCAUCCGGCCCAUUCUGCCCCCCAAGCCUCAGGUUCCAACUGCCCCUGCAGGAGCUAGCCAAACCAGUGACCAGAAAUCCAGUGAGCUCAGUCUUGCUGACUCUCCUGGAGUCCUCGGUGGGGACCAGACCAGAUCUACGAAAUCCAACACACCCACUGCUCCUAAACCAGCCCUACUCAGGAAUCCUGAAAUCAACCCACCCACUGUUGUUAUACAUGAUCUCUCCAGUACCUUGCAGAGUAAUCUGCUCUGGAAUUCUAAAUCUGACCUGCUUAGUAAGCCCAAACUGGAUCCGACUGAAUCUUCUAUAUCUGUCCCACUUAAUGCACCAAAAGCCAAUCUAUCUACUAUUCCUAAACCCGAUGAUCCCAGUACACCAAAACCCACCCCACCUCAUACUCCUAAACUUGACCUUUCCUCUGUACUAAAACCUGUCCCAGUCAGUACUCCUAACCUAUCUAAGUCUGAGGUAUUUGCAUCACCUGAGCCCCUGGCCAAUCAGGCUACCUCCAUAGACUCCCCUGAAAAGCCCAGGAAACUAUCCGUGUUAGAACGAAUCAAGAUGUUGUCACAGUUCCGGAAUUCCCAGGAGUCUUCAGCAUCUGGGAUGACCCAAAACGAGCAGCAACCACGAGAGAGGGGUGCAGGCAACCAGAAAAUGGGCGUUCCCAUAAGCAGAGCUAAGUCGAUGGGCUCUCUUGACCUAGCCAGGUGGGAAGCAUCGAAGGACGUGACUGAAGAAGAACAAACUAGGGGGGAGAAGUCGUCAGUCUCACCACCACUGCGGAGAAACACCUCUGUCGUGUUUCAGCCUGCCACCCCACAAUCUGCAGGUUCCCCACACAAGGUGGCGGCCCCCCGGAAGACAGGGGCCACUGGCCAGCUGAGCCAACUCGCGUCUAGGUUUGAGUCCCUAAAUACCCCAGACAAAUGCCAGCCAGACAAGGGGAACAUUCCGGAAAGAAAAGGGAAAGAGGCCAGGUGUGUGGAAGAGGCCACAGAGUCACAACCAUCGGAAAACACAGAAGACAGCCUCAGGCAAAUGAUGCCGGAGGGGAGGACGCAUCAGGAGAGCAAGAAGCAGGGCACCGAUCAGGAAGAGGCUGCUUCCAGCAUAAAGAAGCGGAUCAGUCUUCUGUUUGACCCCUCCUUUGCCCAAGGGGGCGGGGUCUCCACGCCCCUGGAGGUGGAGCCUCAUUCAUCGGCACAGCCCAUCCAGGAGGUGGACAUCUCAGUGGGUGUAAAACAGCGGAUUAAACAAUUGAUAGCAGAGAGCCCAUCUCAGUCCCCCACUCUGAGAAAGGUCAAGCCCCGCCCCCUCUCUCAGGACCUCACCAAGUGUUUUUCACCAGGAAUGUCUAUGGACACUAGCCCUUCUGUUGGCCUGGAGAGAGUUCAAAUGAGAGGUGUUGACAAGAAAGGAAGAGAGGCCCAUGAGAAGGUGGAAGACCCUAUGGUUGACUCGAGUAUUAAGGGUCUAGACCAGAGUGGGGCAUCCCUCACUACUUUAGACCAGUCAGCCAAUGGUGGGACAGAACUGGAGGUGCAGGAACCUCAAUCAAACAAAGAGAACGCACCAGUAGAGACACCUGAGAAUGCAGUUCCCAUCAUUCCAUCCCUCCAACUUGGUCAUUUAGACCGCAGUGCAGUGAGUGAGGGCAUUCUUGGUGCCCAACUGGAGGAAAAAGCCUCGAAACGGGAAGAGGAGAUACAGAAACAGCUGGAGCAGGAAAGGAAAUGGGAAGAGGAGAAACAGCUGGAGCUGGAGAAGAAACGGGAAGAGGAGAGGCAGAAACAGCUGGAGCUGGAGAAGAAACGAGAAGAGGAGAGGCAGAAACAGCUGGAGCUGGAGAAGAAACGGGAAGAGGAGAGGCAGAAACAGCUGGUGCUGGAGAAGAAACAGGAAGAGGAGAGACAGAAACAGCUGGAGCAGGAAAAGAAACUGGAAGAGGAGAGACAGAAACAGCUGGAGCUAGAGAAGAAACGGGAAGAGGAGAGACAGAAACAGCUGGAGCAGGAAAAGAAAUGGGAAGAGGAGAGACAGAAACAGCUGGAGCUAGAAAGGAAACAGGAAGAGGAGAGGCAGAAACAGCUGGAGCUGGAGAGGAAACGGGAAGAGGAGAGGCAGAAACAGCUGGAGCUGGAGAAGAAAUGGGAAGAGGAGAGGCAGAAACAGCUGGAGCUGGAGAAGAAACGGGAAGAUGAGAGGCAGAAACAGCUGGAGCUGGAGAGGAAACGGGAAGAGGAGAGGCAGAAACAGCUGGAGCUGGAGAGGAAACGGGAAGAGGAGAGGCAGAAACAGCUGGAGCUGGAAAGGAAACGGGAAGAGGAGAGGCAGAAGCAGCUGGAGCUGGACAGAAAGAACCAGGAGAGGGAGGUAGAAGAAGCACCCCAACAGAUUUGCACAGCUGGGGAAGUCCUCCCCACAUCUCGGGCUAGUAGCAGCACCCUAACAGAACAAAGUGUUAGAGAAGGUGAUGAAAAUGCCACAACUGAAGAAAUUAUUUUUGAUGAUUUCUCUGUGAAGCCAAUGAGGUGGAGAUAUAUGAGGAAAAGCAGCCUACUUUACGGAAACACUACCCACACUUCUCAAACUCAAGCUGAUUCUUAUGAUGAGGGAGGAGAAAAGGAAAAUUAUGUGGAGAAUUUGAAGGAUCAAGAGCAACAAGGAGAGAUUAGGGAAGACAAUGAGAGCUUACAAAAGAAAAUAAAGACUGGGAUUGACCAGGAGCAUGAUGGACAAGGGGGUGUAAAGCAAGAGGAUACUAAGAGUCAGGGGGGUGCAGAGAUUCUGGACCCCAUAAAACAACCUUCCAACAGGUCCAGCCACCUUUCCCCUGGUGAGAAACUGGAAGCAGAAGAGGACAGAUGUAGUGCUCCCAGAAAGACAGCCACACAGCCACUCCCAAAGCCAGCCACUUGCAUAGCGCGGGCGUUGGCAGGCAACGGUCCCAGGGAGGACGAUGGCAUGCAGGACAAGCUCCUCUCCAAAGAGGACGACCACUACGGUAGCCUGGACACAGCUCAACACCCCGGCGAGGACAGUCCGACUCCGACCACCACCCCCACGGAUGCCCUUCUGGAGCCCGGUACACCAAGCGAGCUGCCCUCCCCCAGCGCCGUCUCCCCCAGCGCCGUCUCCUCCAUGUCCUGGGAGGCGACAGACCCGCUGCCUUUUCCUGAGACGCCGACGUCCCUGCUGGACUCCAGCGCCUUGCGCUCGCGGGUGCAGUUGGGUAAGAGGCGGAGUCAGCGUGCCCCUCCCUCAAGAGCCGCCCGUCAGAAAGCCGCACAGGAUGCCAAAGACCCGCAGUUCCAGGACUCUGCAGGGACGAGGUCUGAAAUGACAGCACAGGAAGAUGUGGAGGAUGAGGAGGAGGAGGAGGAGGAGGAGGAAGAGAAGGUGAAGAUGAAGACAGAGCCAUGUUCGACCCCCUUGCAGCCACAGAGAGUGGCAGUCUUUCCUGGCUUGGACCCAUCUGCUCUCAAGGCUCAGCUGAAGAAGCGAGCGGGUGACUCAGAAAACCAGGCCGAGCAGCUCCCCCCCCAGCGAUCAGCCAAAUCUCCGUUUCUCCCUCAGGCCACCCGAGUGCUCCCCCCAGUCACUGACAAGGAAAACCGGGAGCACUCCUCCCCUCAGUGGCUCCAGGAGCUGAAGUCCAAGAAACGCUUCAGUCAGCACGAGAGUGACACCUAGUGGCAGACGGCAUGGGUGGCUUCGACCUGGAUCCUUCAGCUGGCCACGCAGCGUGAUUGUCUUCUCAUAAAAGCCUUAGAUCUUGGUCACCAUCUUAGUCCCACUAUUGCUGCUCACCAGUUUUUUUGAUUUUUUUUUUUCACCUUCUGUAAUCUUGAUUCAUAAAGUUGUCUUUCUAGAAUUCUUUUUUUGUGGAUAAACAGAAUUGGGGGGUGGGUUGGGAAUUGCGCAACAGAGAACACUCCCUGCGACCUCCUGUCAGGCAGAUGUGGGGGCUUCCCUGGCAGCAAGGGACGCCCGUGGACCACAGCCCCCCACGACUCACCUGCACAAUCAAGAACAAUGAGAGUUAUUUUUUUAUUUCUGAGGUCUUAAUUCAAUUUUUAGGUUGAACAAUCAAAUCUUUGAUCCUUUUCUGUGUCCACAUGGUUCAGAGAACUGAUUUUCACUGGCUAGGUGCCCAGACACAGGUUCUAUGCAGUCAGAUUGUUAUGAAUUAGCAAGGUUAUCAGUUUUACGCACUGGGGAUUUGUGUGUCAAAUAAAAUUAAACUUUGCCAAGUUAUAAUUAUUAGGGUGAUAAAAUAAGAGGUAGUGAAAACCCUUUCUGUUCUGCCAAACACUGUCCAAUUCUGCCUUGUUCUUCAAACUAUCCUACCUUGUUUACAUAACCCCCGUAGGACUGGACAGAGGUGCUUACCUCUCUGUGCCUUUUCCGCAAAGUGCCCUCAGGGUUUUGUAGAGAGAGAGAGUGCUGCAUAGACGGAAAAUGUCUGCCGUCAUUUUUCCAUUCACUGUUUCCCCAGAGGUGCUGGUGGAAGCUAUAUGCUGGUGGAAGCUAUAUGCUACGUAACAUGAAAUGCUGUUUCCUGCCAUCGCCACCCUCCCAGGGUCGUCCUGUAACUUAGUGAUAGCAGCAGAUUAUAAACACUGACAGCGAGUGAAAAUGUAGGCAAACACCGUUGCUUUGGUAGCCGUGGACAUAAGCGGUAGCCGCAGGUUCUAUGCCUGCUAGCCUGCUUGCUUCCUGUCCCGUAACAGGAAGUCGGACUCUCCAACAGGAAGUGGAGGUGGUGCAGUGCCAUGUUGUUUUUUAGGGUGUGGCCCUCUGUGACCCCCAAAGGCUCGUUCCACUGAGCAGAAGCUGGAAAGUGAUGUAAUGUGCGGAAGAGCCAUUGGGAGCGAAGAAUUUUAAUGCAUUGUCAAAAGGGUGCCAGUUCAAGUCCACUGCCGGGCCGCUGUUGUACCGUGAAGUCCAGGCACCAAUCAGCAGUGGAUCUGUUAAGUGUCAGAAAGAUGUAAAAUCUAUAGGUCUCUUUUGAAUCCGAGCAUCUGCUAAGCACCAAGGUGAUGAUGAUGAUGAUGAUGAAGAAUUUGGUGUGUACUGCUGUAAUCCAAAUUUAUCUCCAUGAGCCGAAUCCCUGGUUAGCAGUCUUUUUGUAUUGGUUCUAUAGCUGCUUGCCUCCUACAGUGUCGCUCAAAGGUUUUAUUCUGCAAACAUGCAACGGGUUUAAACAGGGUUAAGGCAGACACUGUGUUAAGGGUCAUCAUCUGAGUUAAACUGCUGGCUGUCUGUCAGGCCUCUUUGAGACCACAGUCCCAUUAAAUUUUGUGUCAGCCUUGUUUUCUACACUGGAUGGCAAAUUUUGCCAUUGAAAAGUUUGUGCAUUUUUUUUGUACGUUUCUGAAAGGGAAGGAUGUAAAUUACGGCAGAUUUGUCAAACCAUUGUCAAAAUGUGCACACUCAAUAAAAUUUCCUGUACAAUGAC
This is a messenger RNA of Paramormyrops kingsleyae, 6158 nucleotides long. It is a transcript of the gene tnks1bp1, whose product is annotated as tankyrase 1 binding protein 1. The record is from RefSeq and is a predicted model, not a curated record. NCBI's taxonomy places the organism in Eukaryota, Metazoa, Chordata, Actinopteri, Osteoglossiformes, Mormyridae.